Biomphalaria glabrata is the source of this 2303-nucleotide messenger RNA. RefSeq lists its product as uncharacterized. Lineage: Eukaryota; Metazoa; Mollusca; Gastropoda; Planorbidae. The record is from RefSeq and is a predicted model, not a curated record. The transcript has 3 exons. Bases 169 to 1164 code for a protein of 331 amino acids.
CAAGGAUUAAAGCGCUGGGAAAUCCUGUUUGCUGGGUGAAUGGAGAACAAGCAUGUGAUCAUAAACAUAGACAACUAGUCGACCUAAACAAAUCAGACUUUUUUAACACGUUCAAAUCUAUGGAAUACAUAUUGAAUAUUAAAUACAUGGCUUCAAUCUGUUCCCAACAUGAAUGAUCAGUCAGGGGGAAAGAAGAACUGCUUCUACAAUAUUCCAGGAGAGCAUGAGACUCAGAUGUCCGAAGGUGGAGAGGCUGAGCUACACAAGUGUUUGGUACUUUGUAAAAAGAAUCCUGGUCAUACACAGUUUGUUCCUGUGGAGUCCUUCAGCAUUGAACAUCUUCCAAGAUCUCACCGUGACGAACACCUGUACGAGGUGAUUAAAUACGUCGCAGACUUGACGGUUAGAAUCGACGUCAAAAUGACCAGUCCUGGGAGGCCAGAGUUUUGGCCAGACACAAAAGUGCCGUAUCCUUUCUAUCAAGUGAGGGGUAGCGAAAUGUUAAGACUUGGCAGCGGCCGGGUCUAUGAAGUGACCAAAUGUACCGACGUUGUAGGUGGAGACGGUGAAGCUGUGGGUGACCGGGCAUGUUGCUGUCACAGGUGCCAGAGCUCGGACUCGCCUAGCAAGGUGUGGUGGAACGUGGAAGUGCUGACCGCUGCUCAUGUUGUGUUCGAUAAGCUGGAGGCCGGAAAUACUUCUUGCAGACUGUUCUACGACACGAAAGAUAGCCCCUUGUAUAUUCUCGAUAUGGUCAAAAUUGAGGAAGUAAGCCUGGACAGAGACUGGUGCAAGCUUAACUGUGUGACCUGUGAUACAGAAAUCAUAGACAAACUCAUCAGAACUAGGACCCACUUGAACGAUAACUGGCGAUGUGUCUAUGACAAGUUCAAAACUUCAAGAGAUGAAGACCGACUCGCCUUCAUGGUUUCUCACCCUCACGGAUGUCCGAAACAGAUCAGCAUCGGUCAGUGGAUCAAAAAACACCAGUUCGAAGACGAUUUCAACAAGUUUACCUACACCACAUGUACAUGUCCAGGAAGCAGUGGCGCCACUGUCCACUGUGUGGGGUAUAGUGGAAGGUGGUCGAGGGGAUAUCAGCUUGUUCACAGUGGAACUUCAGAUUCUGACAAUAAUUUCAGUGGAGUUGGUAGAGUUUGGUGAACUACAUAAUGCGGAUCUCUUGGAUGUACCAGUAUUAAACAUUCGAGUAAUGACCCACGGCUAGUCAGAAUUGGAAGUUUAGUUUUUUUCACUCUUGAAUGAGGUCAUAUAACAUCAGGCAAGGAAGUUUUUCUAUUAUUAGAUUCAUUUCUUUAUGUCUUUUUUUGUUAGCAUAGGAUCUUAAAGAAUUGUUAGACUAUGGUAUUUUUAGUACUUCUAGAUUAUUCCUUAAAGAGCUAUCAUACUAGGAUUUUUUUUAGUACUUAUAGAUUAGGAAUUUUAAGAACUGUUAGAAUUUUUAUUGUAUUUUUAAAUUAGACUUCAACUUUUAGACUAGUCUUAUUUUUGGUAUUGUACCUUAUUUUGUAGGAAUUUUUGCACUGUUAGGAUAUGAUUUUAUUUUUUGGAAGUACUUUUAGAUUAGGAUCUAUGUUUUAGUUUAGUAGUUUAGUACUUAGGUAUUUUAAGAACUUUAUAGAGUACUAAAGUUUUCUUAUGUUUUGAAAAGUAACGUACCGUUACACGAGGGCUUUUUUUUAAGCCAUUUUUAUCAGGAAUUUUUGAAGUAAUAACUACAAGCUUGUGGAACUUAAAGACUAGAAACUUUUACUUCUGCAAUGAGAGACCUAUCGUUAACAAUGAUCUAAUAGUGAAGUCUAGAAGAUAUGUUUGAUGAUGACUUUGAUCUACAUGUUUUCAAAGAUCAGGAUUAGGCUUCUGGAUGCUUUGACUGUCUCAUCUUGUAUCAAAUGAUCAAUUCUUUUACAUUUGAAAGAUAUGUUUUGUUGAUAAAAAAAAAUUGUUAAAUAAUAUUAUUAAUAUGUGUUGAUCGAAUCUUUUAUUAUGACCAAUCUGUUCAAAUCUUUUUUCAGAUGAGUUUGUCAUGUUAGGUCUCGUGUUUAUGUUUGUCAUGUUAGGUCUCGUGUUUAUGUUUGUCAUGUUAGGUCUCGUGUGUAUGUUUGUAAUGUUAGGUCUCGUGUGUAUGUUUGCCAUGUUAUCACAGCGCCUUGAGCCUACAUCCUGUUGGUCUGCAGCGCUCUAUAAAUUAAAUUAUUAUUAAAUUGAAUUAUUAUCAUGUAAAGAACUUGAACAUUUGUAUUGUUUGGUAUGAACAAAUUGUACAUGUGAACAAAUGUAAA